GGCGCGGCCCGCCCCCCCCAGCGGCCUGCCCGGCUCCCCGCGGCCAUGCUGGCCUCCUGCGGGCCGGCCCUGCGUACCGUGCUGCGGCGCCCUGCGCCUGGCGGCCUCGCCUUCUUCCACGGCUCCGCUCCGCGCUGCCGCGCCCGGGUCGCUGUGGUGCUAUCUGGUUGUGGUGUCUACGAUGGCACAGAAAUCCAUGAGGCCUCAGCCAUACUGGUACACCUUAGUCGUGGGGGAGCUGAGGUUCAAAUGUAUGCUCCAGAUGUUCCUCAGAUGCAUGUCAUUGACCACAGUAAAGGGCAACCAGCUGAAGCUGAGUCAAGGAACGUUUUAGUGGAAUCUGCAAGGAUUGCUCGUGGUAAAAUCGCAAGCCUGGCUAAGCUUACUACAGCAGACCAUGAUGCUGUGAUAUUCCCUGGUGGAUUUGGAGCUGCUAAAAACUUAUCUACCUUUGCUGUUGAUGGGAAAGACUGCAAGGUGAACAGAGAAGUUGAACGUGUCUUGAAAGACUUCCACAAAGCGGGCAAACCUAUUGGUCUUUGCUGCAUUUCACCAGUGUUGGCAGCAAAGGUUCUCUCUGGUGCUGAAGUGACUGUGGGCCACGAAGAAGAGGAAGGUGGCAAGUGGCCUUAUGCUGGGACUGCAGGAGCCAUUAAAGAACUGGGAGGAAAGCAUUGUGUGAAAGAAGUAACUAUAUCCUUUCUUGUUAAUUUCCGCAUUGAGACAGUUCAGUAAUGUGUUGUUACAGUAAUGGGUAUACGCAGGACCUAUGCUUUUCCACUUACAUUUCAGUGGGAAUACACAGUGUAUAGCAGAUAGCAUGUAGUACAGUGCAAGAUUAGAAUCUUCUGUACGCAGUUGUGUAGAUGAAAUCAUUCUCAGUUAUUGCCAUAGAACUCCAUUGGACACCUGGUAAUGCAGUAAAUACUGAGUCAGUUUGCACAUAAAAUUUGCAUGGAUUACAAUUGGUCAGUUCUCUUUGAGAUUUUUUUUUCCUUUUCCUGAAGGCUAGUGCUGUAAUCAAACUGUACUCGGAGACAUUAUAUUACAGUCAGUACAUUCGUAAUGAGCUUUAUAGGUUUUCUUGUGUUUCUGAGCAUUCCCACAGACUGCUCUUGCAGUGUUUGUAGUUCUGGCAAAAAUAGCUUCUAGUAUCUUGGAUGACAGGUUGCAGCUGCCUUUACAGCUGGAGGAUGUAAUGUAUUUGGAGGUGCUUUUUUAUAGAAUAGUGGAAUUGUGAGGUUUUGUCAAUGAUGGUUUAUUUUGCAGACAGCAUCUGCAAGUGAGACAUAGGCUGUAUUUUCCUUAACUCCCUUUUACGAAGCCCACGUGGAUACAAAAAACAAGGUGGUGACUACCCCAGCAUUUAUGUGUGAAACAGAAUUACAUAAUAUCUUCGAUGGGAUUGGGGCCAUGGUAAAGAAUGUGCUAAAAUUAACAGGAAAAUAAAAAAAAAUGCAAAUGUUUAAAUUUAGAGUGUAGUAUCAAAUAUAAUAUGGAUCAAUGGAAACAUUUUCACUUGCUUGUCCUGUUCACACUCCAGUGAAUGCUGAUAUGAAGCUGAUUGAUUCCCAGCUGCAGGAUUUUCCAUGCCCUUUCUGAGAGAGGGGUCUGCAGAAGGGCUGAUGGAGUACAAGCAGUCUGGCCUGAGACACAGAGCGAUUUCUUGAGCUUUUUCAGCUGGAGAGAGUUUUGUUGAUGUAUUCUGAAGCAGUCCUCUUGAUGCACCAAUGUCAAGUCAUUUUGAGGAGGGCAAAAAGAGGCUAAAGGUCCUUUCAGAAGCUGAGGGCAAAUAUGUUACAGAGAUACAGCAGAUGCCGUGCCAGUAUAUCUACUGGAUGAAGAAUGGGAGUAGAAAGGACUUAGUGUGUGGUUCAAGGUUUAUGUGCUUAGGUCUGUAUCUGUGAUAUGAAACCCUGUGACCUGUCAACAGAAUAGACGUCUUCCACCUCUUAAUUUAGCUUGGUGUUAAUUAAAAUAUUGUUUUGGUUUUCUAUAUCAAAGAAUCCUGCUUUCACAAAGGAGCCAUUCUGAGUAUCAGUCAGCAGCAGGAUACAUCUUUACUGCCACAGCACUAGCACUUUGAAAAAUUUAUCCAUUGGCCCAUUAUUACUAAAAAGGUCUUGAAGAAGAAAAUAUCUGCUGAUGUGACGCACAAUUUGUAAGGAUAAUAUCCAUGUUAAAGUAGUUGUAUGACUAGUAGUGGUUGGAAAAACCAAUCUAAAAUUACCCUCACUUUCCCUGCUUUAGGGUAAUAAAGCUUUCUCCAAAGAAGUAUUAUUGAAUGUCUGGAAUAAUGGUGUAUAAAUAAAUGAUUUCUGCCUUUA
Messenger RNA from Falco peregrinus (peregrine falcon), 2327 nucleotides. RefSeq names its product glutamine amidotransferase class 1 domain containing 3 (gene GATD3). Gene Ontology annotation, cellular component: mitochondrion. Bases 46 to 735 code for a protein of 229 amino acids. The record is from RefSeq and is a predicted model, not a curated record. The transcript has 6 exons. Lineage: Eukaryota; Metazoa; Chordata; Aves; Falconiformes; Falconidae.